AUGACGGAGGAAGGGCAGCAGAGCCGCGAGCAGAGGCUGAGCCGGGGAGGCGUCACCCCACCCCAGGCCCCCCACGGCUCCUGGCGCUGCGGGGCCCAGUCCAGGGCCACCAGAGCUGGCCUGCCCUGGAGCGGGCAGCAGAAGCCCACCACAGGGCUUGAAAGUCCUACAACCCAUUGCCCUUCCUGGGAGCUGGGCUGCAGGAGAGAUGCUCUGCCUCCUGCUCCUCUCCCUCCUCCUCCCCCUCCUCCUCCUCCUCCCCCUCCUCCUCCUCCCCCUCCUCCCCCUACCCCUCCUCCCCCUCCUCUCCUUCCUCCUCUCCUUCCUCCUCUCCUUCCUCCUCUCCUUCCUCCUCUCCCUCCUCCUCCUCCCCCUCCCCCUCCUCCCCCUCCUCCCCCUCCCCCUCCUCCCCCUCCCCCUCCUCUCCCUCCUCCUCCCCCUCCCCCUCCUCCCCCUCCUCCCCCUCCUCCCCCUCCCCCUCCUCCCCCUCCUCCCCCUCCCCCUCCUCUCCCUCCUCCUCCCCCUCCCCCUCCUCCCCCUCCUCCCCCUCCUCCCCCUCCCCCUCCUCCUCCUCCUCCCCCUCCCCCUCCUCCCCCUCCUCCCCCUCCUCCCCCUCCUCCCCCUCCUCUCCCUCCUCCUCCUCCCCCUCCUCCUCCUCCCCCUCCUCUCCCUCCUCCUCCUCCCCCUCCCCCUCCUCCCCCUCCUCCCCCUCCUCCCCCUCCUCCUCCUCUCCCUCCUCCUCCUCCCCCUCCUCCUCCUCCUCCCCCUCCUCCUCCUCUCCCUCCUCCUCCCCCUCCUCCCCCUACCCCUGCUCCCCCUCCUCUCCUUCCUCCUCUCCCUCCUCCUCCCCUUCCUCCCCCUCCUCCCCCUCCUCCCCCUCCUCCCCUCCCUCCUCCCCCUCCUCCCCCUCCUCCCCCUCUCCCUCCUCCCCCUCCUCCCCCUCCUCCCCCCCCCCCUCCUCCCCCUCCCCCUCCCCCCCCUCCUCCCCCUCUCCCUCCUCCCCCUCCUCCCCCUCCUCCCCCCCCCCCUCCUCCCCCUCCCCCUCCUCCCCCUCCUCCCCCUCCUCCCCCUCCUCCCCCUCCUCCUCCUCCCCCUCCCCCUCCUCCCCCUCCUCCCCCUCCUCCUCCUCUCCCUCCUCCUCCUCUCCCUCCUCCUCCUCCCCCUCCCCCUCCUCCCCCUCCUCCCCCUCCUCCUCUUCCCCCUCCUCCCCCUCCUCCCCCUCCUCCCCCUCCUCCCCCUCCCCCUCCUCCCCCUCCCCCUCCUCCCCCUCCUCCCCCUCCCCCUCCUCCCCCUCCUCCUCCUCCCCCUCCUCCUCCUCCCCCUCCCCCUCCUCCCCCUCCUCCCCCUCCUCCUCCUCCCCCCCCCCCCCUUCCCCCUCCUCCCCCUCCUCCUCCUCCCCCUCCUCCCCUUCCCCCUCCUCCCCCUCCUCCCCCUCCUCCUCCUCCCCCUCCUCCUCCUCCCCCUCCUCCCCCUCCUCCCCCUCUCCCUCCUCCUCCUCCCCCUCCUCCCCCUCCUCCUCCUCCCCCUCCUCUCCCUCCUCCUCCUCCCCCUCCCCCUCCUCCCCCUCCUCCCCCUCCUCCUCUCCCUCCUCCUCCUCCCCCUCCUCCCCCCCCUCCUCCUCUUCCUCCCCCUCCUCCCCCUCCUCCUCCCCCUCCUCCCCUUCCUCCCCUUCCUCCCCCUCCUCCCCCUCCUCCUCCUCCCCCUCCUCUCCCUCCUCCUCCCCCUCCUCCUCCUCCUCCUCCUUCCCCUCCUACUCCUCCUCCCCCUGACCUCACGCUGCUGGGACCCCAAAGCCCCAAGAGCCCCCGGCGGCCUGCGUUCCGGGCAGCUCUUCGUCCCCAGCUGCCGCCCGAACACCAGGGUUCCCUCCGGGCUCACCUGCCAGCCCGGCUGCCUGAAGGAGAUAGGGCCAAGGAGACCACUGUGCGCAGCUCCUGUGUCCAGCGUAGGACCCCCAACCCAGGCCCUGCUGAGGCCACCUGA
Molecule: messenger RNA, 1983 nt
Organism: Marmota monax (woodchuck)
Lineage: Eukaryota; Metazoa; Chordata; Mammalia; Rodentia; Sciuridae
Product: basic proline-rich protein-like
Source: RefSeq, a predicted model, not a curated record